Messenger RNA from Fimicolochytrium jonesii, 394 nucleotides. RefSeq lists its product as uncharacterized. The record is from RefSeq and is a predicted model, not a curated record. The coding region runs from base 110 to 349 and encodes 79 amino acids. Gene Ontology annotation, biological process: cilium movement; inner dynein arm assembly; cilium-dependent cell motility. The transcript has 2 exons. NCBI's taxonomy places the organism in Eukaryota, Fungi, Chytridiomycota, Chytridiomycetes, Spizellomycetales, Powellomycetaceae. Gene Ontology annotation, cellular component: axoneme.
GACAGACGAGGCUUGCAUCUCGCUAAUGUGUUAAGCAAUAACUCCGAAACCCUCAUGAUUUCGCAGAUUCCAUCAGAUAGCCUCUGUAUAUUAAAGAUAUUAUCCCAAAAUGCUGAGUAUCGAUGAUAACUUUUCGGCGCAUUCGCUGCCGCCCUUUGCGAAUGCCCAAAAUAAAGCUCUGAGUACAGAGAUACAAGUCCUAGAAAACAAGAUUAGCUCGCUGCUGGCAACAUUCGAGGACAAUGUGGCUAGAACUGGGACUAUGUCCGCUCACAUAAAAAAUGUGCAGCAGGAACUUACGCAUACGCAGGUGCCCUUUUUGUCGGAAGAGUGGCGACACUUAUGCUGAAUAUCAGUGAGGCCUAACACAACUAUGAUCACCAGGCAUUAGCGG